AGAACAAAAUCCGAUGCAGCAUCAUAUGUGUUUAAGAGACUUGGAGCUGCAUGUCUCAGGUGGCAGGAAGUGAAGCUAUUCAGGCCUCACUCAAAUUGACGCAUAUCGGCAGACUCCAACGACCAGGGCACCACUCCAACUGUCAGAUAUAUCUUCCUCUUGUCAUAUUUGUGAAGAUUUCGUGAGAACGUCGUUUGAGACACACAAAACGUACCUGCCUAAAGUCGGAUAGCCACAGAUAGGCCACCACCUUCCUGCCAUUUCUACCUAUUUCCCUGCGUCUCUCUUUCCCCGCUGAAGCAAACGGGUGGUGGCUUCCCGUUGCAAACGCAAUCUUUAGGAUCUAAGACUGCGCCACACUUCACUUAUUUCCCCAACUUCAGAACCAUCUCCUUCACCCCAGAUAUCCUUCUCUAUCCGCCUCUCAGAGUCAUCACGAUGCCGCACGGAUACCAUCGAGCUCAACGUCUCGUCCCCUGUGACGAAGAUAGCAAUGGUCUCUACGAAGGCCCUGGCGAGCGCCGUGAUGGUCGACCUGUCCAUGGGCGACGCUGCUUAGUCGUUUGCGCCCUCGGGGCCAGCAUUGUCCACGAUGAUCCGGAUGGUAACAACACUCUGCCUGCAGAAGCUGAGACAAUGUGUCGUGAUCUGAGUCUCGCGUCAGAAGCACGCAUUGGCUCUAAAAAGGAAUCCUCUUCCUUGUCACGUCCUUCAGAGACGCAAACGCUCUCCGCUUCCCAACACAGCAAACCAUCAGCCAUUGCCGGCCCUUCUACUGCUACUGAACAGUCUAUGAUUGAUGUCCUCGAGAAGCGAAGAGGCACUGGCCUCGUCUUCCCUACCGAAUUCAUACCACCAUCAUCUACGAUCAAGCCUACUGAGCUCUUCCUGGGCAAAGCUACCUAUGCACGACUUACCAGGUACAUCCACCGUUCCGAUCCUCGAUGUAUCCUCAUCUUCACCGAUGGAGCGUGCCUGAACAACGGCAAGGCUAAUCCAAGAGCUGGAUGGGCUUUGGUCCAUGGCCCUGGUUUCACGGGUCAACCAGCCCAGGUAGCAUCUGGUCGUCUAGAGAACAAGGGGCCUUACGGUGACGCAGGCAUUCAAAGCAACAACCGAGCCGAGCUCCGUGCUGUCAUUGCCGCCCUUCGACUUCGACAUUGGACCGUCGAGGGUUUCAACAAUAUCGUCAUUGCUACUGACUCCGAGUACGUGGCUAUUGGCGCUACCCAGUGGGUUAAGGCCUGGGUUAAGAAUGGCUGGCGAACCUCUGGCAAGGAAGAAGUCAAGAACAAGGAUCUCUGGGAAGCGUUGCUGGGCGAGGUAGAGAGAUGGCAGGCCGAAGGAUUGUCAAUCCAGUUCUGGAGAAUUCGUAGAGAAUGGAACAAAGAUGCGGAUGCAGCUGCGAAGAAAGCUGCUCAGGAGCCUGAAGCCUAAUCUCAAUGGGUUGAGAUGAUAGGCAUUGCGGUUUGACCUUUUUGGCGGGGAAAGCUCUUGUGUUGCACGCUGCUCUUAGGAGAAUCAUGUCUAACUGAGUUCUAGCGGCUUCGCCGCUCAACUAAAUGCUAAGAAUCAGUAGAUCUAGCCAUUAAUGAAAAUGAAACUUUUGGACCCGGA
Xylaria bambusicola is the source of this 1617-nucleotide messenger RNA. RefSeq names its product ribonuclease H-like protein. Gene Ontology annotation, biological process: DNA replication, removal of RNA primer. The transcript has 3 exons. Gene Ontology annotation, molecular function: nucleic acid binding; RNA-DNA hybrid ribonuclease activity. The record is from RefSeq and is a predicted model, not a curated record. Bases 439 to 1437 code for a protein of 332 amino acids. Lineage: Eukaryota; Fungi; Ascomycota; Sordariomycetes; Xylariales; Xylariaceae.